UCAAAACAAGAGAGUUUGUCAGUUGUCAGUUUUUCUAUUGAUUUUUGAAUGAUUUCGUGGUAUUAUGGAUUGAUAAUCCAAUAACUAGCCCCUGUCUAGUCCGUUGGCAUUUAGAAGUCAGUUCAAUAUGGAGCUGAUAUCAUUCGAUUUAAGUUUGGAGGCUUUAAUUGGAUCACUGUUCGCUUUGGGAGCACUUUUUGCAUUUUGCCGUAGCUUGUUGUUAGAAGAUGUAAUAUGCAUUCCUGGCAAAAGUAAACAUGGUUGGAAGUCGAUUAAGAUCCUAGAUAGAGCAUCUUACUGCAACGUUUGUGAAAUAUUAUUGACUCCUUCUGCUGGAGUCUUCUGUGAUUGCUGUGGCAUUUGCUCGCAUGCCUCACGUCCAUGUACACGUAAAGCUGAUAAGCUCUUUAAGUGCAAGGAGAAAUGGAUACAUAAUGAGAGUGCCAUGCGCCAUCUGUGGGUAAAAGGCAAUCUGCCUUUAAGUGCUGUAUGCGAUGAAUGUGGUGAGGAUGUGGAAGAUGUAGGAUUAAGCGGUUGGCGUUGCGCCUGGUGCCAACGAUGUUAUCACACUAACUGUUAUAAAAAGAUUGAUGUUCGUGGCGAAUGUGAUCUAGGGGAAUUUAGUGACAUGAUUUUUCCACCAUAUACAAUUGUGGCCGCCAGGACACGCGAAUCAAUGCGCCUCCAUUUAGCAGGAAUUAAACCACCUUGUAUUGAAAAUUGGGAACCUUUAAUUGUGAUUGCCAACACCAAAUCUGGAAGCAGCACAGGAGCAGAUGUUGUGUCGCUAUUAAGAGGUUAUUUGCAUCCAUUGCAAGUUAUGGAGCUGGGAUCCCGCGGGCCUCAAGAUGCUAUGCAGUGGGCUGCAAAAGCAAGUCCAAGACCUUGCCGCAUUCUGGUUGCAGGGGGAGAUGGUACAAUUGGUUGGGUGCUAAAUACCAUGUACACGCUGAACAUAAAGCCUAUGCCUUCCAUAGCCAUAAUGCCGUUGGGUACUGGCAAUGAUUUGUCACGAGUUUUGGGGUGGGGAGCAGAACCGCCAUCGACUCUUGAUCCUCUAGAAAUAUUAAGAAAUAUUAAGAAAGCCCGAUCUAUAAAUCUGGAUCGUUUUUCGUUGCAAAUUGAAAAAGUUCACUACCGUCUACCCAUACAAAGGCAUCCCAUGAAAACUAUAAAUGUUUACAACUACUUUAGCAUGGGAGUUGAUGCUUUGGUUACUUAUAAUUUCCACAAAACUCGUGAAUCUAGAUUUUAUGUUCUAAGUAGUCGAAUUUUUAAUAAGUUAAUUUACUUUGGUUUUGGCACCCAACAAAUAGUUCAACGUGAUUGCGAGGGUUUGGAAAAGAAAAUCGAAUUAUAUUUGGAUAAUCGUUUGGUUCGACUACCAGAGCUACAAUCUAUUGUUUUUCUCAACAUUGAUUCCUGGGGAGCCGGCUGUAAAUUGUGUGAGUUAAGCAACAAUGAUGAUGAAUCUCCAAAAUUGGUUAAUUCGAUCUCAGAUGGUGCAAUGGAAAUCUUUGGAAUUGUCUCUUCAUUUCACAUAGCCCAGUUGCAGUGCGGCAUUAGCAAACCCAUAAGAAUAGGUCAAGCAAAAAACAUAAGGCUUGUUAUUAAAACCACUUGUCCAAUGCAAGCUGAUGGCGAGCCUUGGAUGCAAGCGCCAGCUGAGCUACAUAUUUCAUCGCGAGGACAAGUUCGUAUGCUGAAAAUGGAAUCUUGAAACGAUGGUGUUGUUUACAAGCAUUUGAUACAUCCACCCAUAUAAAAAAAUAGAUCAAAUCGCCUUUACUUUCGAUUGUGGUCUCUUUUUUUGAUACUAUUAGUCAUUUCUGCGUUGUCACUCUACUCAUUUUAUAUAUUAUCGUAAUUUUUUCUUUAAAAACGUGGUACAGGUUGUGUGUACUUAAAUAUUUUUAUUUAUAUUAUUUCCAGAAAUUGUUAGCAUUUAUUUGUUUUCUAUGUGUCUACUCAAAAAAGACUACUGUUAUAUAAUUUAUUGAAUCUCUUUUAUACAUUUACAGACAGACCACUCACUUCAUAGUAUUAAUAUAAGAUUAAAAUACUCAUUGAAUUAACCUUUAAAAAAGGGACGAUCCGAAAGUGUUAAAACAAGACUUGAAAGAAUUUCAUAGUUAUUUUGAAUCUCUUUGGCUCAUCCCAUCGAUAGUAAUCUCAAAUGCAUGCAUCACAAGUCAUUUAUUUACUCUAUCAUUAGUUGAAAAUAUUUAAAUGCGAACUUUUUGAAUUUGUAGUUAGGAACGAUUAUUGAUGUAUAAACAAAUAUUAAAUGUAAAAAAAACAUAUCUGUGUGUAUGCAAGACAAGUAUUUUUGUGUUUUCUUUUAGGUAGAGAUAAGGCUCAAUGUACAAUUUGUUAUUCGCAUUAAAAUAAAUUACGUAUGGCUAGCCGCAAGUUAAACUACAA
Messenger RNA from Stomoxys calcitrans (stable fly), 2424 nucleotides. RefSeq names its product diacylglycerol kinase epsilon (gene Dgkepsilon). The record is from RefSeq and is a predicted model, not a curated record. Gene Ontology annotation, molecular function: ATP-dependent diacylglycerol kinase activity. The transcript is spliced from 7 exons. Lineage: Eukaryota; Metazoa; Arthropoda; Insecta; Diptera; Muscidae. The coding region runs from base 128 to 1720 and encodes 530 amino acids.